Molecule: messenger RNA, 2260 nt
Organism: Hyposmocoma kahamanoa
Lineage: Eukaryota; Metazoa; Arthropoda; Insecta; Lepidoptera; Cosmopterigidae
Product: 5-hydroxytryptamine receptor 1-like
Exons: 2
Coding region: 294-2039 (581 amino acids)
Biological process (GO): adenylate cyclase-activating adrenergic receptor signaling pathway
Cellular component (GO): membrane
Molecular function (GO): G protein-coupled amine receptor activity
Source: RefSeq, a predicted model, not a curated record
UCGAGCCCUCUUCCAGAAGCAAUAAAACAACAUACACUGCUAAAGGUUUACAGACAAAAGUAAGCUUUAAGCAGAAUAAGCACAAAAACUAAACUUAAACCAAAGUAUCCCAAUGGCUAUGCUCAAAAUUGCAAAAAUCCAAGCAAAAUGUCAAUUACGAUUCACUAAUAAUCAACAGCGACAUUUAAAAACGACGAAACUUCACGACGAAGUUAUAUUUCAGACUUGACUUGACGGAAAUAUAAUUAAAGUAAUUAAGGCAACUGAUAAACAGGGAAAAUCAAAACCAAUGUAUGGUAACGCCAAAAAAACGCACCGAGCAAUUUCCCAAUCCAGGGACUCGUAUGGCGACUCCAAGUCGUAAGCACUGUCCACUGCCUAGCUUUGUUGCUUUACCUUCGAGCCUUCUCGUACUGGUGUUUCAAGUACUGCUCUCAACAGCCCUCGCUGCCUCGGCGGACAUUGACGAAAGCGCAACAUUCAACUUCUCAAACCCGAAUUCCACAUUUAAUUUUUCGCUAGUCGAUGACAAUUCCACUACACCAGAAAUUCACAUCAAACAUCCAAAAUAUUCCACACCAGUUGCUAUACUUCUCGCUAUAAUUUUUUUGAUAGUAAUAUUUGGAACUAUAAUCGGGAACAUUUUGGUGUGUGUCGCUGUUUGUUUAGUCCGAAAACUGAGAAGACCCAGUAACUACUUGAUCGUAUCCCUGGCAGUAAGCGAUCUCUGUGUGGCUACGAUCGUAAUGCCUGUAGCUAUGGUGUAUGAUAUAUUGGGGACGUGGCCUUUUGGACCUGUUGUUUGCGACUUUUGGGUCUCUAGUGAUGUCCUGUCCUGCGCUGCCAGUAUCUUGAACCUCUGUAUGAUAUCAGUGGACAGAUAUUAUGCUAUUACAAAACCUUUAGAGUACGGUGUGAAAAGAACUCCAAGACGGAUGCUUUUUUGCGUUUUCAUAGUAUGGAUGGGAGCUGCGUUCAUAUCGCUUCCGCCAGUUCUAAUACUAGGCAAUGUGAAGACUCCUACGUCAUGCUCCGUAUCUCAGAAUCAGGGAUACCAGAUAUAUGCAACAUUUGGUUCUUUCUAUUUGCCAUUGACAGUGAUGAUGGUGGUGUAUUAUAAGAUAUUUAGUGCUGCUAGAAAAAUUGUGAAGGAUGAGAAACGCGCUCAGUCGCAUUUGGAAACACAUUGCUAUCUUGAGAUAAACGUCAAGAAUGGUGGCGCAGCAGAGGCGAAACUCUUGGGAAGUCAGUCGAAUCAACCCCCUGCCAGGGGAUCCACAGCAAGUACUAAUACCACUUGUAGCGUCGAGAAGCCUGAGGGAGGUUUAGGCAGGUGCUUCAGUGGGCAGCGAAAGUCUAACGAGUCUCAAUGUCCAAUCCUGCAAAACAAGACUCCUACUAAGCCUAUUCAUACCAUCAAUCGAUCUACUUCACAGGUGGGACAUACUCCUGACAAUAAUAAACUACAACCAAAGGAGAGACGGAGACAAUCCUCUGAAAGCGGUCACAAGAUAGCAACAAACAGAAUCAGAUCGUCGCUGUCGAAUUUUGCUCAAAAAAGUCACAUCGCGAAAGACUUGCUUCACUCGCACUCGCCGCAUCAAAAGAAGUUACGUUUUCAAUUAGCCAAAGAGAGGAAAGCGUCUACAACUCUCGGGAUCAUCAUGUCAGCGUUUGUGAUCUGCUGGUUACCCUUUUUUGUCCUUGCCUUAGUGAGACCUUUCGUCGCCGAAGACACUAUACCUGACGCUGUCAGCGCGCUGUUCUUAUGGCUAGGCUACGUCAAUAGUCUACUGAACCCCAUAAUUUAUGCAACAUUGAAUAGAGAUUUUAGAAAGCCUUUCCAAGAAAUACUUUUCUUUAGAUGUUCAAAUUUGAAUCACAUGAUGCGGGAAGAGUUUUAUCACAGCCAAUAUGGUGAUCCCGAUCAGCAUUAUUGUGUUAAUCAGACCAAUAAAACGCAGCAUUAUGACGAAGGAGUCGAAAUUGUUUCGGCGGUCGAAAGGGACGAGACGCGGGCCUCCGAGAGUUUUCUAUGAUUGUCAAUGCCUGAGGUCGCGUCUAUAGACCUAGAUACUGUGAUCUAAUUAAGACUUUUUUAAGAUAAUAAACCAAGGUCUAACAGUGUUUAUUUUUAAAAUACUAUUCUUUAUUUUAAGCAACUAUUGUUAUCCAACCUAGUCGUCAUUUGUUUUGUAAUUUUUGUUUAAAAGCUGACGUAGCGUUUCUUUAAUUGCAUAAAUACUUAAAAAGUAUUAAA